CCCCCCCCCAACACCUCCCAAAAUCCUCCAGCAAUAUAAAGAUUUAGGGUACCCCAUCUGCAUUGAGGAAGGAUCUGGAGCGAUCUGAAUUUCCUUCCCUGCGGCGCCCUCUUUGUGAGAUCAGCCCGGGAUGAAAAUGGAGGAGCAAGACCCGGCAGGCAAGGGGACGAGGAGGAACGACCCCUGGGCGCUCCAGCCCGAGACUGUCGGGGAAUUCCUUCCCAGGACGCUGGGAGAAGAGAUUAAGCAGGAACCGGACGAGGGGUCCCUGCAGCAGUGGGAGGCCCAGUGGCAAGAGUUCCUGAAGACGGUGGAAUCCCCUCCUUCGGGAUGGGUGUCCCCGAAUUUGCCGGAAGACGCCUGGGAGGACACCAAGGCCUUCCUGGCCUCCUUCGAACAAGUGGCCAAAGCCUGCCGGUGGCCCAAGGAAGAGUGGGCAGCCCGGCUCCUGCCGGCCCUUAGUGGAGAGGCCGAGCGGGCCUUUGACAACUUGGAUGCCACAGACAGAGAGGAUUAUGGGAAAGUGAAGGCAGCCAUCUUGCGAGGGGAUGCCACGUGGCGGGAGGAGCAGCGCCUACGCUUCCGGCGAUUCCGCUACCAGGAGGCCGAGGGUCCCGGAGGGGCUCACAGCCGCCUCCGGGAGCUCUGCCGGCAGUGGCUGAGAGUCGAGAGCCGCACCAAGGAGGAGAUAUUGGAGCUGCUGAUCCUGGAGCAGUUCCUGGCCAUCCUGCCGCCGGAGAUGCAGAGCUGGGUCAGGCCGCGCGGGCCAGAGACCUGCUCCCAAGCGGUGGCCCUGGCGGACGACUUCCUGCUGAGGCUGCGGGGGGCCAAGAAGUCGUCAAAGCAGGUGAAGCACAACCCAAAAAAACACGACCUGAAGCACACGUAA
Messenger RNA from Lacerta agilis (Sand lizard), 889 nucleotides. RefSeq names its product zinc finger protein 445-like. The transcript has 3 exons. The record is from RefSeq and is a predicted model, not a curated record. The coding region runs from base 131 to 889 and encodes 252 amino acids. NCBI's taxonomy places the organism in Eukaryota, Metazoa, Chordata, Lepidosauria, Squamata, Lacertidae.